AUGUUUGAGGGAAUUGUCAACCCGCAAUAUGCUUAUACUCAAAAUCCUCCGUUCUAUCCUCUCUAUGGGCAAGGAUUUCAUCCUCAGGGUGGUCAAGGUGGUCCAAGCAUGCCUCCAGAUCCACACGCUUUUUAUCAGACUACUGCAGAGCCUUUUGUGCCGGAGAACAUUGUUCAAACCAAGCCGGAACUGCCAGUGGGAUUCAAGACCCCGAAGUUCAACAAAUAUGAUGGUACGGGCAACCCGAAGACACACUUGCGUUUGUUUGCCAACAAGUUGGGUAGACCAGUGGAUGACGAGAACUUGCCGUUAAGGUUAUUCCCGGAAAGUCUAGAAGGCGACGCCCUUGAUUGGUAUUCGAAUUUAAAGCCGGAGGAGUUAAAGGCCGCCGGGAAAAUUGGUAUGGUACCCCCUCCUACCUAUCCAUAUGGUAUGCCCGCUUGGUAUAACCCGCAAGCUGUCUGUGCUUAUCACUCGGGGGCACCCGGACAUUCCACUUUGGACUGCAAGGCUCUUAAGCAUAAAGUUCAAGAUAUGAUUGAAUCUGGAGAAAUUGUAAUCCGAAAAAGGGAGACACAAGGGCCGAACGUAAAUAGGAACCCCUUGCCGGAACAUGCCAAUAUCAUUGGUGUUAUUCUGGAUGAUACGGAGUACGUAGAACCAGUCAAAGAAUUGGCAAGGGAAGCUGAAGUGUUUGGGGUCAUAGACCAACCCUUUGUCAUAGAAUUGCCAUUUGAAGAGGACAAAAAGCCCUUUAUUUUGGAUCUCACGCCAACUGAGAGUGAGGCUUUAGAGCCAGUAUUCAUCGAAUUCCCGAAGCAAGAACCUGUUUUAAGUCUGCAGCAAGUGCCAUGGAAUUACGAUGAACCUGUCAUACAGAUUGGGGAGAAGUCAAUUGCAAAGAAGGAAGUGUCAGUGGUUACCAGAUCGGGGAAGACUGCCAGUCCGUUUGAAACUGCCAUUCCGAUUCCAGCAAAUAACUCUGAGCCGCCUGCUAAACCAACAAUCACCGAGAAAGAAGCCUUGGAUUUUCUUAAAAGGCUCCAGAGAAGCGAAUACAAUGUAAUCGAGAAGCUAAGCAAGUCACCUGCUCAGAUAUCCAUGUUGGACCUGCUCUUUUCAUCAGACAUGCAUAGGGACGCGCUGAUCGAAGUACUGACUAAAGCUCAAAUCCCUAAGGAUAUUUCAGUUGAUAAUUUCUCACAUGUGGUUGGGAACGUAUUAUUCACCAAACAAAUCACUUUCUCUGACGAGGAAUUGCCGGCGGAAGGCAUUGGACAUAACAAGGCCCUGUACAUAGUCGUGAGGUGCAACGGGAAAAUGUUGCCGAAGGUGUUGAUUGACAACGGAUCUGCGCUUAAUAUCUGUCCUUGGAGCACCUUGGAAAAGCUAGGAUUGCAAGACGUCAAGCUGAGACCUUCAGGGACCAUAGUCCGAGCCGAGGUGAUCAUGUCAGAAAUCAACCCAGUUGACGAAAUUGAAGCAAGUUUGGCCCAAUUGUUCGUUGGGGCAACAUUUGAAGAUAGUGUUCCGAGCGAAGCUGAAUUUCCUGACAUCCUCGAUGGAUCAAUUCCCAACUGGACAGCCGAGGCUCUGCCCAUUCGAAAGGAGUUUCGGUAA
Molecule: messenger RNA, 1620 nt
Organism: Coffea eugenioides
Lineage: Eukaryota; Viridiplantae; Streptophyta; Magnoliopsida; Gentianales; Rubiaceae
Exons: 4
Coding region: 1-1620 (539 amino acids)
Source: RefSeq, a predicted model, not a curated record